Ostreococcus lucimarinus CCE9901 is the source of this 1248-nucleotide messenger RNA. RefSeq lists its product with no specific name. NCBI's taxonomy places the organism in Eukaryota, Viridiplantae, Chlorophyta, Mamiellophyceae, Mamiellales, Bathycoccaceae. The transcript has a single exon. Gene Ontology annotation, molecular function: RNA binding; ATP binding; RNA helicase activity. The record is from RefSeq and is a predicted model, not a curated record. The annotation marks the transcript as partial.
ACGUUUAGGGAUCUGGGGGUGGGCGCGCGGCUGACGCGCGCGCUCGAGCGCGCGGGCGUCGAGACGCCGUCGAUCGCGCAGCGCGCGGCGAUGCCGGCGAUCGCGCGGGGGGAGAACGUGGCGAUGCAGUCGCACACGGGGAGCGGGAAGACGCUGGCGUAUCUGCUGCCGGUGAUUUGCGACAUCGUGGACGACGAGACGGGGACGGUGCGGAGAGACGCGGGGAACGGCGUGCGAGCGCUCGUCGUCGCGCCGUCGCAGGAGUUGGCGAUGCAGAUCGUGCGACAGGUUGAGCGGUUGUUGGGAGAUCUGGGGCGGGAGAUCACGCAGCAGGCGAUCGGAGGGGCGAACGCGAAGAGGCAGGAGGAGGCGAUUCGACGAAAGCGCCCGCUCAUCGUCGUCGGGACGCCGGGAAGAUUGGCCGAGCUCUCGCGCACGGGCAUUUUACAAACGCACGGGGUGAAAACGUUGGUCGUCGAUGAGGCGGACGAUCUGUUGGCGAGUAACUUUCGAAGAGACAUGGCGAGAAUCAGCGAACACACGGGCAAAGCGGUGCCGGGCGGACGACAGACGGUCAUCGUGAGCGCGACGUUGAAGCAAGAAACGCUCGAUGCGUACUCGUAUCUCGCGCCAAACCUGACGCACAUCGUCGCGACGUACGACAAGCCGUCGCCGACGGCUUUGACGACGCCCGGGGAGGACGAGGAAGUAGAGGAAGCGGACGUCGCCGACGCGAGAGACGAGAAGAGCGCGUCGGCGGCGGCGCGGCAGGAGCGCAUGCAGGGCGUCGUCAGCCUCCCUCCGCACAUCACGCACUGCUCUGUGAUUUCUGAGCGCCGACACAAAGUGGACGAACUUCGUCGCGCCAUUCACGCCACCGACGUGCAACGUGCGUUGAUUUUUUGCAACUUUGGUCGACGCUUGGAAGAGGUCCAGGCUAAACUCAGCGCGCGGCGCAUGCCAGUGGGUGUCUUGCACGGGGGAAUGGAUAAAAUGGAACGACAAAAAGAACUCGCCAAGUUCCGUCGCGGCGAGUUUCGCGCGCUCGUGGUCUCCGACCUCGCCGCGCGCGGAUUGGACGUGGACGACUGCGACGCCGUCUUUAACCUCGAGCUGCCGACGGACGAGACCCAUUACGUGCACCGCGCCGGGCGAACUGGGCGCAUGGGAAGCCCUGGUGUGGUGGUUACCAUCGCGGAGCCGCAAGAGGCGUUCGUGCUCGAGCGUUUCGAGAGGAAUCUCGGGGUG